This is a messenger RNA of Thelazia callipaeda (thelaziosis nematode), 387 nucleotides long. Lineage: Eukaryota; Metazoa; Nematoda; Chromadorea; Rhabditida; Thelaziidae. The record is from the annotation of a GenBank genome assembly.
AUGGCUGACGCUCCACCACCAGAAGCCGCUGGCGCACCACCACCAGAUGCCGCUGGUGGACAAGCGGUACUUUCUAUUGAUCCUCCAGUUGCUUGUGUGCCAGCUUCAGGCGGACAAUCCGUCCAUCAAGUAACUAAUCCAACUGGCCUCCGUUUGGCUUUUAAGGUGAAAUCGACGAAUAACAAUGAUUAUCGUUUGAAGCCAGUAUACGGAAUCGUUGAGCCAUCUAGUGCUACAGCUAUAGAAAUCACACGUUCUGCUGGACCACCAAAAGAAGACAAAUUUGUAAUUCUUUUCAAGGAGGCACCACCAAACUCUGACCCGGCAACUCUCUUCAAGGAUGGCACUGCAAUUGGAGAAAUCAAUCUCCCAGUAAACGCGCAAUGA